Messenger RNA from Blepharisma stoltei, 264 nucleotides. The record is from the annotation of a GenBank genome assembly. Lineage: Eukaryota; Ciliophora; Heterotrichea; Heterotrichida; Blepharismidae.
AUGGUACUGGUCGAACCAAAAAAUUUUUUCAGUGGGCAAAUCAAGGGCAAACUGCGCCAUCUAAGGGAAAUUUCUAUAUCAGAGAAAGAACUCAAUUCUUUCGCCAUUAGGGCGAACCACAGUAGCAGCUUAGGCAGGUAUAUCACCCUGCUUCAUAUCGAAAACACUGGGCUGGAUACUGCUGCAAAAAAAGUUGCAUUUAAAAGCCAAGGAGCCAGAACCAAAAACAGCGGCUUUCGGUCGCUUUGAGACUGCUGACUAUAG